Molecule: messenger RNA, 1284 nt
Organism: Populus trichocarpa (black cottonwood)
Lineage: Eukaryota; Viridiplantae; Streptophyta; Magnoliopsida; Malpighiales; Salicaceae
Product: auxin-responsive protein IAA16
Exons: 5
Coding region: 214-954 (246 amino acids)
Biological process (GO): regulation of DNA-templated transcription
Cellular component (GO): nucleus
Molecular function (GO): protein binding
Source: RefSeq, a predicted model, not a curated record
AAAUCUAAUUUGGCCCUUCUAUUUCUUCUCGCACUACUAUUCUUCAACCUUUAUUACAUGUGCAUACCAUAAAUCUCUCUACAUCAAGAUAAUUAGUAGCAAGAAAUUAACAUCAACAAGAAGAAAAGAGAGAGAGAGAGAGAGGGGAUAAGAGAGGUGUGUAGUGGUACUACUUAUUUUCAAGUAUUGGAGGCUUUUUUUUUUUUGUGAAGGAUGACUAGCAUAAUGGGAGCAGAACCUGAAAAGUAUAGCAUGAUUAACUUCGAAGAGACUGAAUUACGUCUAGGGUUACCUGGAGGAAUUGGUAACGGAAAUGAUGGUGAGGUUGCAAAGAGUAAUGGGAAGAGAGGGUUUUCUGAGACUGUUGAUUUGAAGCUUAACCUUUCUACAAAGGAAUCAGGAAAGGGAGGCGACGAGGAGAAAGUAAUGAAGGAGAAGACCGUUGCUCCUCCGGCCUCUACUGAUCCUGCAAAGCCACCGGCCAAGGCACAAGUUGUGGGUUGGCCACCCAUUAGAUCAUUCCGUAAGAAUGUCAUGGCUGUACAGAAGAACAGCAAUGACAACGGUGAAAAAUCCGGUAGCAGUGGCACCGGUGUGGCUUUUGUUAAGGUUAGCAUGGAUGGUGCUCCGUAUUUACGAAAAGUGGACUUGAAAUUAUACAAGAGCUACCAAGAACUCUCUGACGCUCUAGGCAAAAUGUUCAGCUCCUUCACCAUUGGUAACUGUGGCUCACAAGGAAUGAAAGAUUUCAUGAAUGAAAGCAAAUUGAUAGAUCUUUUGAAUGGUUCCGAUUAUGUGCCAACUUAUGAAGACAAGGAUGGAGAUUGGAUGCUUGUAGGAGAUGUUCCAUGGGAAAUGUUUGUGGAUUCAUGCAAGCGCUUGAGGAUUAUGAAAGGGUCUGAGGCUAUUGGACUUGCCCCGAGAGCCGUAGAGAAGUGCAAGAACAGAAUUUGAAGUGCUUUUUUCCCAGUCAAUUUGGUCAGCUGAUCCAAUCGUCCACAGAGAAAAGGAACGACAGGCUAAAAAGGGAUUUGAGCUUUGAAGUUUGGAUGUCUAUGUACCAUGUUUUGUUUUGUUUUUUUUUUUUUUAGUUUUUUCUUUUUCACAUACAUAGUAAGUCUCAAGUAUAUGAGGAAAUAUAUUUGAAGGGAUUUGUUAACUAGCUAGCUAGGAGCAUGAAGUAAUAAUAGAAGAAGAUGUUUAUAAAACUUCUUUUGUUAUGUUUGAUCAUGUGUAAUGUUUAUUAUCAGAAUGGCUUGCUUAAUAAUGUCCUUAAUUAUUGUU